Molecule: messenger RNA, 1834 nt
Organism: Rubroshorea leprosula
Lineage: Eukaryota; Viridiplantae; Streptophyta; Magnoliopsida; Malvales; Dipterocarpaceae
Source: the annotation of a GenBank genome assembly
AUAGAUAUGAACUUUUUGCCAAAUUAAAAGGCCACCACCUCUGAGCCACCCCUACUGAAGGUGGCGGACGAUAGCGGGAGAGCGUUUCGCCGACGACUGGGGUGUGAACUGAGAACUUUUAGAGAUUAGAGAGACGAAGCAGAUAUAGAGACAGGGAAAAGGGGGAGAUGGGUCAGGGGCUGAGUUGUGCGGUGAAUCAGGAGAAUGGGUUGUUCGGAGCAGUGCAAGGUGGGAACUUGGAGAUUGUGAAGGUUAUGUUAGAGAGAGACCCGAGUCUCUUGCAUGAGAGUACCGUAUAUGAUCAUUACUCUGCUCUUCAUAUAGCUGCUGCUAAUGGUCAGAUCGAGAUUUUGUCUAUGCUAUUGGCACGAUCUGUGAAUCCAAAUGUGGUGAAUCGGCAGAAGCAGACUCCACUUAUGUUGGCAGCAAUGCGUGGGAAGAUCACCUGCGUGAAGAAGCUCAUCGAAGCAGGGGCAGAUAUCCUAAUGUUUGAUUCCGGUAACGAAAGAACCUGCUUGCACUAUGCUGCUUAUUAUGGUCAUUCUGAUUGCCUUCAAGCCAUUCUUUCUGCUGCACAGUCUAGCUCUGUUGCCGUCUCAUGGGGAUAUGCGAGGUUUGUGAAUAUUAGGGAUCGUAAGGGAGCGACCCCUUUGCACUUAGCUGCCCGUCAAAGGCAGCCUGAAUGUGUACAUAUCCUCUUAGACAAUGGUGCCCUUGUUUGUGCUUCAACGGGUAGAAAUGGCUUCCGAGGGAGCACUCCUCUUCAUCUGGCAGCUAGAGGGGGAUCUCUUGAUUGCAUCCGCAAGUUGCUGGCAUGGGGCGCAGAUCGGCGUCAACGAGAUGCAUCUGGGAGAAUACCAUAUGUAGUUGCUUUAAAGCACCACCAUGGAGAAUGUGCAGCCUUGCUCAAUCCUUCAUCAGCAGAGCCUCUUGUCUGGCCAUCACCUUUAAAGUUCAUCAGUGAGCUUAAUGAGGACGCAAAGGCACUAUUAGAACAGGCACUGAUGGAGGCUAAUCGGGAAAGGGAAAAUAAUAUCCUGAAGGGAUUUCCUUGCUCACUCUCCUCACCCUCACAUUCUGAUUCUGGGAUGGAUGACAGUAUUUCUAAGGCAAGCGAUACCGAGCUAUGUUGCAUAUGCUUUGAGCAGGUAUGUAACAUUGAAGUUCAGGACUGUGGCCAUCAGAUGUGUGCACAAUGUACUCUGGCCCUCUGUUGCCACAACAAACCCAACCCAACAAAUGCAUCAUUAACACCCCCACUAUGUCCCUUUUGCCGAGGCACCAUUGCCCGGUUGGUGGUGGCACCCAAGUUAAACACUGAAGAUGAUGCUGAUCACGACAUCAGUGACACUCAUUCCGCAAAAGUGAGAAAAGCGAAAAGGUCUAGAAACUUGAGUGAGGGAAGUAGCAGCUUCAAGGGCUUAUCUGCUGUAGGUUCAUUCAGCAAGAUGGCUGGUUGCGGCACUGGAAGGGUUGCUGCAGAAGAUGAAUUUGAUAAGCCUUGAUAUGCUUCACAAGACUCCCAAGCACUGUCAGUGAAGGAUCCUGUUCCUGUUGUCGAAAAGAGGAUGAAUCAUCAAGCAAUUAAUCACCGUAGUCAGCCUUUCGGUUGGAAUAUGUAGGUAGAAACUCCAUUUCAUAUUUAGACUGGGGGAAUAAGCAAAAGAAGUUGCAAGGUUGCGUGGGUCAUAUUGUUUGUAAUAUUUUUCUCAACUUGAGGUUGAGGUAGCAUUGGUCUUCAUCUGUCUAAUACCUAAACUGGUAUUCGAGUGAGACAAGAGAAAGAAGAAAAAGAAAUUCUUUUUGUUCUAAAUAGUAAAAUUGAAAUUCUUGA